GCCUCCAGAAACUAUUGUGAGUUACUUACUGGGCAUAAUGUCUGUUGAGGCGGAGGCUGGAUUCAAAGCAGUUGAGCUCGGAGCCACCCAAGACCCAGAGCAGGACAAACCUGACGCCCAACUGCCAGUGACCACAGAGAAGAGUGAAGACCCACACCUCAGCAGUGGGGUGAAGCCGGGGGACAAGAUAAACAUGCUGGAGCAGUACAAGCUGAGAAGAUUUUUUGUCCUGAGGCCUGGUGCCCUUGAUCAAGCAAUUGAGGAUAUAAAGUCACUGGUUGACAAGCACCAGGAUGGCAGUAUUCAGAGUGUCUGGCUCAUGGCAGAGGUCGAUCAUUGGAACAAUGAGAAGGAGCGUAUCGUGCUGAUCACGGAUAAUUCUCUGCUCAUCUGCAAGUACGAUUUCAUGAUGUUGAACUGUGAGCAGAUGCAGAGGGUCCCACUGAACUUCAUUGAUCGCGUCUGCCACGGGGAAUUCACCUUUCCCCAAAGGUCACUCAUGUCGAGAGAGGGGGAGGGACUGCGGGUUUACUGGGACAGACUGAGGGAGCCUACAUUCACCUCUCGCUGGAACCCCUUCACUACUGACUACCCCUUCUGCACCUUCACUUCCCAUCCAGUGAAGGACGCGAGUGAGAAAUUUGCAGCCAUAUGUGAACUACAGCAUUUCAGAGAGCAGCUGGUCCAGGCAGCUCAGAAGGCUCAUGAAUGGAAGCCAGUCCCAGGAAAAGCCAACGGAGUUCUAGUGCUAAAUCAGUCCAUCCUCAUCGAGACCUAUGUGGGGCUCAUGUCCUUCAUUGGGAACCAGAAUAAGCUGGGCUACUGCUUGGCUCGGGGCAACAUCGGCUUCUAGGUAUCCUGUUUUGAUGCUUUUCCUCUCUUUUGUAAACAGCGUGUCCUGGGGUGACUAUGAUUCCUGUUUCUAUCAGUGGGUUACUGUAAAAAAAAGUCACUAAAAUACACUAUAGUUUAAUGCAUUAACACAGUUGGUAGAUGAUGUUUUAAAUUACGGUUUAAAUAUUGUAAUGACUUAUUAGUUCCAAACAAGCACCUGCUUGCAGUCAUGACUAAAAAAAGCCACCAGAGAUUCAACCAGCAACAGAAAGAAUGGUGUUCACCUCGACACUGAUGCAAUGGAAGAUGAAAAGCACCCAGGACUUGUACUGCGAGGCAAUGCUAUACACCAUUGAACACUUACACGUAUAUACAUACAGUAUGCAUUGGAUACUAAUGCAAUACACUGGAUCUCAUACCUGGAUUUAUGAGAUAUAAACUAAUUUUGUACUGUACCAAACCCACACCACAUGAAGAACUUAAACAAUGUUAGCAAUUUUGUUCUGUGGUUUCCCAAAAUAAUAUGUACAGUUAUUGUGGCUCAAGGUCAUAAUUUUUACAGUGUAAGAUCUUGAGUCAAGCAGGACAGGUUGCAUCUAAUUUAAGUAAAAUAGCUUUACAUCAGAAUACUGUACUUCAGGUAGAUUUGCCAAUGCUUUUAAAAUUCAACUUAAUAAUAAAAACUACCAUGAAGGGGCACUUUAUAAAUUACAUCAUUAAUCAUUACUGAUUGUACGUAUCUCUGAGAAGAUAGCAUAGACUUAUUAAUGAGUUUAAUUUACAAAUAACAUUUUUCCAUACUUCUGUUUUUUAAAGGAAUGUGGAUACAGUACAUUUGUUGCCGUAUGUAUCAUUUUUAAUAUUUAAUAAUGACUUUCAAGCUUUAAACACGUAACAUAUAAGAUGUUUGUAUGUUUGUAUGAUCUUGAUGGACUUACAAUGUGAAAAAAACAUUCAGUAUGCCAAUAAAGACAGCAUUGAAUAAGUAA
This is a messenger RNA of Lepisosteus oculatus (spotted gar), 1823 nucleotides long. The record is from RefSeq and is a predicted model, not a curated record. Lineage: Eukaryota; Metazoa; Chordata; Actinopteri; Semionotiformes; Lepisosteidae.